GUUGGUUCAACAAUUUAUAGGUUUAUAAUGGCUAUGUCCAAUCAAGAAAAAGAAAAGGAACGCCUUGAUGUGUCUUGCUUCUGUGAGGCCAUAUGUAGUACAGCUGAAUUUGAGUGUCGACUGGAAGACAUCCUAGACAAGAAGGCCGCUGAGGCAAAGUGGCCAGUUUGGAAAAUGAAAAUAAAAAGAGAAAAUAAGGAAGAGAAGAGAUUAGAAAACGAUGGAAGUAUGAAUAUAGAAGAAAAGAGAUCAGAAAAGGAUGGAAGUAUGAAUAAAAAAGAAAAGAGAUCAGAAAACGAUGAAAGUAUGAAUAUAGAAGAAAAGAAGCCGGAAGUGGGUGUUGACAUAUCAACAGAGGAAAGACGGGAACUGAUAAUAACAAAGAUCCACCAGCAGAGAAUUGGAGAGAAUCCAUUGAAGAAUGCAGUCGGUCAUGUUGAUAAGGAUCCAGUCCAGAAUUCGGAAUCUAAAAGACCAAUUAAUGACAAAGAAACGACGAAGGACGAAAACAAAAGGAAAAGAGAAAUGAAGAAAUAUGAAAAAUUACUGGAGAAAAAAGCCAAAGAAGAAGAAAAGAAUGUAAAAGCCCAAUAUAAAGCAAUCGACAAGGGUAUUAAAAUAUACUCAAAAGAUGUCAAGUCAACAAUGAAGAAGGAAGAAAAGAGGAAAGCACAGAUGAAAAAGAUGGGUGAAAAGGCACAAAGGAUGUUGGAAAAAGAAAUGAGGAAGAUCGAGAAAGAAAGAUUAAAAGACGAAAAGAAGAAAAUAAUUGAUGUUGUUCAGGAAAAACAAAAUGAUUUAAAAAUAGUAAACACAAAUGAGGAGACUGAGAAUAACGAAGACGAAAACAAGAAAAAGGACCAAACUAUCAAUAUUGAUGGGGAAACACAAAAUCGUUCAGAGAAGACACAGAAAGAGGCAGAUAUGAUUAAAGAAAAGAAAAAUAACUACGAUGUCAUCGAAAAGAAUGAAAGAAAAGAAAAUGACAUAAAAGACGCAAAAGACAUUGAAAUGAGUACGUGUGUACACAAGGCCGGAAAGAAAACCACAUUUGUUGCAAGAAUCAGUGGAUUCUUCCGUUCCUUAUCGUGCAUGAAAGGACAAAAGAAAAGCAAAGAUGUGUGUUAAUGAACUGUUAUUAUUAUUAUAUUUUUUUACGUUUCAUUUUCUUAAUA
Messenger RNA from Mytilus trossulus (common blue mussel), 1175 nucleotides. Its product is annotated as glutamic acid-rich protein-like. The transcript has 5 exons. The record is from RefSeq and is a predicted model, not a curated record. Lineage: Eukaryota; Metazoa; Mollusca; Bivalvia; Mytilida; Mytilidae. Bases 28 to 1128 code for a protein of 366 amino acids.